Messenger RNA from Moneuplotes crassus, 983 nucleotides. Lineage: Eukaryota; Ciliophora; Spirotrichea; Euplotida; Euplotidae. The record is from the annotation of a GenBank genome assembly.
GAUGAGGUGCAAAAGUCUAAAGAAUAUUUCAAUUGUUCAAGUGAAGCAGAGGAAGCUCCUGCUUGGAAAAAACAAGAGGGAUACCUCAAUUAACGAACGUAUUUCACGUGACGAAUAUUCUAUGAAUUUAUCUGAACUAGAGACUGAACGGUUUACAAUGAGAUCGACACGUCUUACGGAUUCUGAUCUUAGUCCUUCGAAGAAGAGGAAGAAGACCAUAAAGUAUCCAACCUUGAAAGAACAUCCACUUUUUUAUGACUUGAGUGGCAGCGAUGUUGAGAAAUACGAGAUCUUUAAGGAAACUGCUCAUGAAUGUUUCUCGAACAUCUAUUGAGAAGAUCCUGAAGUCCAAAGAACCUGCUUGAAUGAUAUCACUCUGCUCAGAUUCUGCAUCGCAAGGAACUUUAAGCACAAGGCUGUUCUUAAAAUGUGGACGAAAUGGGUCGAUUGGUAUAUGGACUAUCGCCCAGAUUUAAUCACAAACCAGGAAAUUAGGCAUCUACCUCUGACUAAGUACUUCAAGAUCCAUAAGACAGAUCAAGAGGGACGAUCCCUUGUUGUCCUAAGACCUGGUCUUAUUGACGAAAAUCUGGACUCAGAUGAUGCAAUGCUGGUGUGUUUGUAUAUCAUUGAAAAAGCUAUCAAAUAAAUCAGAAAGGAAAGCCGACGGCAAAAUUUCCGUAAUUUUUGACCGUAAAGGAAUGAGCCAGAAGAAAGACAAGAAGUGGCUAGGCACUUAUAAGAAGAUGAGCCAACAUUUACAGGACUAUUACCCCGAAAGACUCCAAAAUGCUUUCAUUGUUAACUCAAAUUGGGUGGUCCAUUUAAUAAUAUCAAUGAUGAAAAUGUUCUUAUCUAAGGCCACUAAAGAUAAAUUAUGAAUCAUUAAGAAAAACAGCAAGCUUCUCGAUUACAUCGAUUUCGAGAACGUCCCUGAAGAUCUUCAAUAAGGGAAACCAGCAAAAUAAUUUUUAAUACUUAAC